Messenger RNA from Camelina sativa (false flax), 1702 nucleotides. Lineage: Eukaryota; Viridiplantae; Streptophyta; Magnoliopsida; Brassicales; Brassicaceae. The record is from RefSeq and is a predicted model, not a curated record.
UUAACGACAAGUGUUUAAUUUCUGCUCCUUCUAAACUCUGUAUUUUUUAAGCCAAGUCCCUCUCUGUCUCCUUGUCAGCGUUAAAACUCAAAAGAAGCAUCUCUCUCUCUCUCUCUCUCGAUUCUCUCACGUAAGUUCUAAGGUUUCGUCGAUUCUUUGUUUCCGGCAUAAAAUUUUCGAACUUGAUUUCUGUAGUCUUUUGAUCGUUUCUUCGCCAAAACUCUGCUUUCUUGAGGCCACUUACUAAGACGGAUACCCAUAAAAUAUGGAUAGAUCAUCAUCAUCAUCAUCUGUUCCAGUCGAAAAUGUUGAUUGGAUCAGUACACUCCCCGAUGAUUUAUUGCUCAUGAUCGUAUCAAGACUGUCCACAGAAGAAGCGGUAAGGACGAGCGUUGUGUCCAAACGAUGGGAACAUGUGUGGAAGCACAUGUCUCGUCUAGUUUUGGACAUGCGAAAGAAGUGUACCGAUUCUAACAUUACCCUCGAUGUUUCGAAUCGUGUUGCUACACUGAUGACCAAGAUUAUUAACAAUCACCGUGGACAUCUAGAGAGCUGCGUAAUCGAGUACGAUUACACAAACGGGAUGCUGAAUACUUGGUUUCAAUCGCUCACCGGUGUGAGGCAGACCAAACAUCUCACACUUAGACAUUAUUUUGGACUAGAGAAGUGGCCAAUAUGUCCCAACUUCCCACAAGACUCAUUCUCAUUUUCAAGCCUCACAUCACUCUCGCUAUCGUCAUACAUAUUCAGAACCUCGCAUUCCUUCAACAACUGCCAAAAUCUCAUGACCCUCAAACUCUCAUGUACGUACGCCCCUGAUGUUGGACUCUUUAACAGAAUUCUCGCAUCUUGCCCUUCCCUGGAGGUGCUUGUACUAGGCAUCGGUUGCACCAAAAAGGGUGGUCCUUUGAAGAUUGACAACAAAAGAUUAAAGUUCUUGAAAGUGUCAUCACAUUGCAUUGGGAUUGAUGGCAUGAAAGUGUCUUCACCUAGUUUGCAUAUCCUCGUUAUCGUUGAUAGUCUCUCAUGUGGGAGAUAUAACUCUGACCUCACGUCUCCUCUACUCCAGUUUAAUAGAAACUUGGCAAGGUUAAGCUUGCCUCACGUCAGCUACAACAUAUCACAGGAGGAAAAUUGCAAAGGGCAUGAAGAAUAUGUGGUAAACUCAUGUGGUGCGUUCUUGAGAGGAUGGCUUGCACUCAUGUCAGUGAGUGUAGAUUUAAUGAAUCCAAGAGAAGUUGCGAGGUUAAGACAAGUCUUACUUGUAUGCCCUGUUCCAAUGAUUGAGCUUGAGCUAAUAUUUAAGAAUAACAAUGCUCCCAGGGAAGAAGUCGGUAAGGACAAGUUGUGGAGUGAGAAUAUCAAAGAGCCGUUCCCAAAUGCUAAAUUUCGCGUGGAUUCUUUGUGGAUGUAUAACUUCAGCGGUUCAGAGGAAGAGUUUGCUUUGGUGUCGUGUUUGAUUAGGCAAAGGACUGUGAAAAAAAAUGUGAUGAUCAAGACAACGUCGUUUCCUGAUAGAAAGAAAUUGGAGAUAGAAACGGCUGUGGCUAAGCUACAAGCACUAAAAGCGAAAGAUCAGUGGGCGCUUAGCAUCAAAUGUUUCUGAUGGUAGACCUUUUUGGUUCCCCCAUCUUUCCAAACUAAUUGGGCAUGAAGAAUUUUUGGUUAAAGCAUGUGGUGCGUUAUUGAGAGCAUCCUUCAA